ACCGUGUUCGUAUCUCAGUCAAGGAACACCUGAAAGCCUGCAACAUCACUCUCCACUGACUGUCUAGAUGAAUCCAAGAUCGGAUACGAGACUGACUGGGCCCUUUGUAAAUAAGAAAGAGGCGCAGAGCUGACGGAUCUCCAAGAAACAAACAAAUGCGAAGGCAAGGCCUUCGUUCGGCAGAAGAGGUUGGGGCACGGAUACACAGUGAUGUAGGAUUUGGCGGUGAGAGGAACGGGAGGAUCGGCGUCGAUUCGGAGAAGCCGGUCAUAAAGGAAAGGUGGGAGAUGGUGGAUGGGAGAGGUGCCUGGGAAUCGCAGAAGACUGUCUCUCCUGUGCUGGAGUCGGUGCUUUUCCUUAUGCAGAUCUGCAAGAGUGUUCACAUAUACGGAUUCGAUCAUCCUGAGCCAUAUAGUUCACGAGGUUCCAAAAUGCAGAGCUACUUUGAUAAGGUAUCGGAUGCGGGGCGAUACGAUAUCGACAGUUCGCAAGUCUUGCCGUUUAUUUUACGGAUAUUUAAUAUAGAGGGAUUAGUUCAUUUCCAUUGAUAAUUUAUAGCUAUGAAUUACUUACUAUCUAGUAUCUUUUUUUUUUUUCUUUUUUUUUUUUUGUUUGUUAGUAUCUACUUAAAGUCUUAAAGUUUUUCCAUGCAUACGCUGUAAUAUAAUUUUACCCCAGGCAAGGAAUGAAUGGCGCUAUCACCC
Molecule: messenger RNA, 704 nt
Organism: Chara braunii
Lineage: Eukaryota; Viridiplantae; Streptophyta; Charophyceae; Charales; Characeae
Source: the annotation of a GenBank genome assembly